Molecule: messenger RNA, 4808 nt
Organism: Syngnathus typhle (broad-nosed pipefish)
Lineage: Eukaryota; Metazoa; Chordata; Actinopteri; Syngnathiformes; Syngnathidae
Product: maltase-glucoamylase-like
Exons: 32
Coding region: 55-3621 (1188 amino acids)
Biological process (GO): carbohydrate metabolic process
Molecular function (GO): carbohydrate binding; alpha-1,4-glucosidase activity
Source: RefSeq, a predicted model, not a curated record
GCUGACAUCUGUGGAUUUUUUGACGACUCAAGUGAAGAAUUAUGCCGUCGCUGGAUGCAAGUGGGAGCUUUCUAUCCUUUCAGCCGCAACCACAAUGCUCAGGGCUACAAGCCUCAGGAUCCAGCAGCAUAUGGGGCAGGCUCACUUCUGGUGGAGAGCUCCAAACACUACCUGAGGAUUCGUUACACACUGCUUCCGUAUCUCUACACACUCUUCUUCAAAGCCAGCACCACAGGGGAGACCGUAGUACGUCCCCUCAUGCAUGAGUUUUACUCUGACAAAGCUACCUGGGAUGUGGAUCGCCAGUUUCUCUGGGGGAAACACUUGCUCAUCACACCUGUACUGGACCCGGGCGUGGUUAUGUUGGACGCAUAUAUCCCAGACGCUUUGUGGUAUGACUAUGAGACGAUGAAACCAUUGGCAGAGCGCAGACAAAAAAUUAAGCUGCAUCUACCGGGUGACAAGCUUGGUUUACAUAUAAGAGGCGGUGCUGUUCUCCCCACGCAGAAAGCAGCUGUCACCACCACAUACAGUCGACGCAAUCCAAUGGGUCUGAUUAUUGCUCUUGAUGACAAAGCCCAGGCUGCAGGGGAGCUUUUCUGGGAUGAUGGAGAUUCCAGAGACACUGUUAAAAAAGGAAACUACAUCCACUACAAAUUUACUGUUCUCCAUGGGGUACUCACCAUGCAGGUGAUGCAUGCUGGCUACAGGGAUCCCAACAACCUACAUUUUGAAAACAUCACAAUCUUAGGGGUUCCCCAUCCUCUUGUGUCUGCCUCUGUGACACACGUGGGCUCUGGGUCACAUGGAAACUCUACGACCAUUGUUCCAGAUUCCAGCAUAGAGCAUGAUGCAACCAAGGAGGUGCUGUUCAUACGACGCUUGUCUUUAACUCUGGGGGAGACGUAUCUUGUGCGUUGGGAGGUGGUGCAAGAGGAGUACCAGCGUGUUGACUGCCACCCCGAGGAGCAUGCGGAUGAGGCAAAGUGCAAGGGCCGAGGAUGCAUCUGGAAGACAAGCAACAUUGACCGGGUUCCAUGGUGCUACUAUCCAAAAGACUAUGGAUAUCAUGUCAGAUUAAAUGAAGGAACCAUGUCUGGCUUUUGGGUUGAAAUCAUUCGGAACAAAAGGUACCAGAGCAGGGCCCACUCGGAGUCUCGUGACAUUGACAUCCUCCAUGUUCAGGUCACCUACCACAGCAGUAGCAUGCUGCAGUUCAAGAUCUGGGACCCGGCCACUGAUCGUUAUGAGGUUCCAGUUCCGCUCUCUGUCCCAACUGUUCCAAAUACUAAUGAGGACGAACGGCUUUACAAAGUCCUUUAUAAAAGUGAUCCAUUUGGGAUCCAGGUCAUACGGAAAAGCACUGGGACCACAAUCUGGGACUCAGCUGUGCCAGGUUUUACCUUCACAGACAUGUUUAUUCAAGUAUCAACACGUCUCUCAUCCAAGUAUAUUUACGGCUUUGGUGAGACCGAACAUUCAACAUACAAACAUGACCUGAACUAUCACACCUGGGGUAUGUUCGCCAAAGACCAGCCUCCUGGAUACAAGAUGAACUGCUAUGGAGUCCAUCCAUUCUAUAUGGGCCUCGAGACCACUACUGAUGCUCAUGGUGUGCUGCUGCUAAACAGCAAUGCAAUGGAUGUGACUUUUCAACCUAUGCCAGCUUUAACCUACCGAACUGUGGGAGGCAUCCUAGAUUUCUACAUGGUCCUAGGACCUACACCUGAGAAUGUUGUCCAGCAGUACACUGCUCUGAUUGGAAGACCUGUUCUACCUGCUUAUUGGUCCCUCGGAUUUCAGCUAUGUCGGUAUGGAUAUGCUAAUGACAAGGAGAUAGCAGAUCUAUACACACAAAUGAGGGCAGCGGGUAUUCCCUACGACGUGCAGUAUGCAGAUAUUGAUUACAUGAAACAGCAGCUUGACUUUGUCCUGGACCCAGAGUUUGCUGGACUACCUUCCCUGGUUAAUGACAUGAGAAAAGAGGGCAUGAGGUUCAUCUUCAUUCUGGACCCAGCCAUUUCGGGCAAUGAGACCAAUUAUCCUGCCUAUGAUAGGGGUAAGGCCGCAGAUGUCUUCAUUAAAUGGCCGAAAAAACUUAGCGAUGACAUCGUGUGGGGAAAGGUUUGGCCUGAUUACCCAAAUGUUGCAGUAAAUGAGUCUCUGGACUGGGACACUCAAGUAGAGCUCUAUAGGGCUUACACUGCCUUCCCUGACUUCUUCCGUAAUGCAACGGCAAAGUGGUGGCAUCAAGAGAUCAUGGAUUUCUAUCAGACAACUAUCAAAUUUGAUGGCCUGUGGAUUGACAUGAAUGAACCUGCCAGUUUUGUGCAUGGCACAGUGGGGGGGCAGUGUCUGGGUGACCCUCUGCUUGAGAAGCCUCUAUAUAUGCCAUUCUUGGAAUCUAAACAUCUUGGAUUAAAUCAUAAGACUCUGUGCAUGAACAGCGAACAGAUCCUCAGUGACGGGACACCAGUCAGGCACUAUGAUGUCCACAGCCUCUAUGGCUGGUCCCACACAAAGCCUACUUAUGACGCCUUGUUGAAUGUGACUGGUAGACGAGGUAUAGUGGUGACAAGGUCCACUUACCCCUCCAGUGGAAAAUGGGCUGGGCAUUGGCUAGGUGACAACAAUGCCAGUUGGGACCAGUUGUAUAAAUCCAUAAUAGGUAUGAUGGAGUUCAGUCUGUUUGGCAUCCCGUAUACUGGGGCAGACAUAUGCGGGUUCUUCAAUACAGCUAAGUAUGAGAUGUGCCUUCGCUGGAUGCAGCUGGGUGCCUUCUAUCCAUAUUCACGAAACCAUAACGGCAAGGGCAACCCGAGACAAGAUCCUGUUGCCUGGAACUCCACUUUUGCAGAGGCAUCUCGGAAAGUCCUGAACAUUCGUUACACACUUCUGCCAUACCUGUACACACUCAUGUAUGAGGCUCAUACAGAAGGAAACACGGUUGUCAGACCACUUUUGCAUGAGUUUACGAAGGAGAGAACUACUUGGGAUAUUCACAAACAAUUUCUCUGGGGACCUGCUCUUCUUAUCACUCCGGCCCUUGAUCCGGGAGCUACACAAGUUGAAGCCUAUGUUCCUGAUGCACGCUGGUAUGAUUAUCAUACGGCCAAAGAUGUCAAAGUGCGUGGCAAAAAGGUCUGGAUGAACACACCAAUGGACCAUAUCAAUCUACACAUCAGAGGAGGAUACAUCUUACCUUGGCAAAAACCAGAGAACACAACAUACUACAGCCGAAAGAAUCCUUUGGGACUGAUCGUUGCCCUAAGUGACAAUGGGACUGCUCAAGGAUUGUUCUUCUGGGAUGACGGUGAUGGAAUAGACACGGUUGAAAAAAGACAAUAUCUACUGACCUCAUAUGCUGUGAAAUCGAACACUUUGUCAGGUAGAAUUCUCCACAGCGGCUUGUUUGAAGCCGACCAUUUGAUCCUUGGCAUAGUGAAAGUCUGGGGGAUCAGCACGACUAUCACAGAGGUGACUCUUACGGAUGUGACUGAAACAGUACAUCCUCUGACACCUCAGUAUAAUGCUGAUGCUCAGGAGCUGAUUAUAGAUGCAACUGCAAUUUCAGUCCGUGUGGAUCAAGGAUUUACCAUUACAUGGAGGGCCAGUGUCUAAGUAUGCAUUAUGUUUUGUUUUUGCACUUGGUGAAUAUUUAGCAUACUGUACAUAUGUCAAUUUAUACAAUUAGACAUUUUUAGGAAGUCGAAUUUCCUUUCUUAGGUGAUUCAUGUAAAUCUUGACAGACAUCAUUUGAACAAAUUAACACGAUAGAGCUGAAAUGUAUUUUCACAUUUUACCGAAAAGUCCGAAUUUCAAAUUUAAAACGUAACAUUUGUGUCUAACUAGCAAUUAGAAAUUGCCAUCUGUCGUUGUAGCUACGUCAAAUUUGAAAUGAAACUUUUACUUUUGUACAUGCUACAGGUUCAAUGUGUAAUGAAUUUUCUGCCUUUUGACAUUUGAUGUUUGGACAACAUGUAUUUGGAUGAAAACAAUGUUUGUACUGUUUUUCUUUUAUAAUUAUACUCUUAAAACUAACGUAGCGCAAGACUUUGGGAAAGAAGGUCUUCAAUGGGCACAUUUUCUCAUUAACAGUGAUUACCUUCAAGUGGAGUAAUUAACAUGCACCCAUUUGUAUGAUAUGAUUAGCUGUGGUAAUGAUUGGUUGAGUGAUUAGGAAAAAAAUAUAUUCCAAUAUGUAAGUGUAAUAGUGCAUAGGAGAGUGAAUCUACCGUAUUUUCCGCACUAUAAGGUGCACCUAAAAACCUCCAAUCUUCUCAAAAACCGACAGUGCGCCUUAUAAUCAGGUGCGCCUUAAAUAUGGACCAAUAUUGAGCCACUACAGCAGGCGUGUCCAAAGUCCGGCCCGCGGGCCAAAUGUAUAUAUUUUAUAUAUGGACAAAGUUUUAAAAUGGGCCAUUCAUUGAAGGUGCGCCUUAUAUAUGCACAAAGUUUUAAAUUGGGCCAUUCAUUGAAGGUGCGCCUUAUAAUCCGGUGCGCCUUAUAGUGCGGAAAAUACGCAAGUUAAAAGUAAUUAAAAAAUGCAUUACCUGCAUGUAUGAGUAAUACUCUGAAAUUACAUUUCUUUCACCACAAAGAAAUGCUUAAAAACCAUCUUCAUCCGUGCCAAGCAAGGAAGCAGAUGUUCAUGAUAAAAUUAUAAUAGGAAGCAGUGCUCAGUGGAACGAAUAUCUCAAGAGGUAUGCAUUUGAUAAGUGGAAAAGCUUUGAUUUAGGAAAGUCCUGAUGCAGUAACUGAUCCCCUUAAGCGGAAUUGUCAUAAACACAAUAAUAAACAUUAAAAAC